Messenger RNA from Leptidea sinapis, 7384 nucleotides. It is a transcript of the gene Apaf-1, whose product is annotated as apoptotic protease-activating factor 1-like. The record is from RefSeq and is a predicted model, not a curated record. Bases 174 to 4703 code for a protein of 1509 amino acids. The transcript has 20 exons. NCBI's taxonomy places the organism in Eukaryota, Metazoa, Arthropoda, Insecta, Lepidoptera, Pieridae. Gene Ontology annotation, molecular function: protein binding; ADP binding. Gene Ontology annotation, biological process: regulation of apoptotic process.
AAUAACAUGUUUGUUUGCUUUGUUUGUUGUGAUUUUGGAUAAAGUUAUAUAUUUUACUUCUUUAUUAAUGCAAUUAUAAAUAAGUGUUUUAAAAUCACAUAAUUUUAACAUUGGUGAUCAAAUGGAAUUGCAUUUAUAACAAAUCAUCACGGCAUGACUGACAAACAGACGAAAUGGAUAUCAAGAACCGGAUGCUGCUGCAACACCAUCAGCAGGAGAUAAUCAAGGACUUGGAUGUCAAGUUCAUCCUCGACGAACUGUUCUCCCGGAAUGCCAUAAACAAUGAGGACUUUGAUCAUAUCUACACCUUGAGUGAUCGAGUAGAACGAGCGCGUUACCUUUUGGAGACGUUAGUUCAGAAUGGCAACAACAGCGCGUACGAGGCGUUCGUAGACAGCCUGGCCAAGGACUACAACUGGCUGUGGGUGAAGCUGGCGCUGGGGAACAACAAGGCCAUGAUUGAGGACAGCUUCGAAGACAGUAUCAGCAGGGGGGAUGUUCCGAGGCUGCCCGACCAUUUUGUCAGAAGAGAGGCCGUGGAAAAUAACGUAGCAAACAAACUCAAACACCUAACCCGUCACAAAAUCCUCGCACUACAUGGCAUGUCCGGAUCAGGCAAGACAUGUGUUGCCAUCAGCGUGUUGAGGCACAACCCCGAACUGAUCACAAACAACUUCAAUGGCGUCAUCUUCUGGAGGAAUCUAGGGAACUGCAAGACUGAAGACGAUAUAAUCGCGCAGCAGAAUAAGUUAUAUCGCAGAGCGUCUUCAAUGUGCACACACAACUCUUUCAUGAACUCAUCAGUUUCCAUGUCAAGUAUGGGAUCCAACGCUGACUCUCUCUCCAGCUACGACUGGAGCUGGCAGGAGCUCAGGGACAGGCUCAAAUCUGUAUUCUCUGAGCAGACGCUGAAGGAAUCUCUUCUGGUGCUGGAUGAGGUAAAUGAAAAGAAGUGCCUGGAAGCGUUCGAUAUUGGUUGCAAGAUAUUGGUGACUACAAGGGAUACAGAUGUUGUUGCUAAUUUUCAUCCGCAGAUCAUUAAGAUCGAAAACCACUUCACAGAGGCCGAGUCUCUAUCCCUAUUUGCCUCCUGCAUCGACAUCUCCGAGUCCAAGUUACCCCGCCAAGCCAAGAAACUGCACGAGAUCUGCAAGGGCAGUCCCUUCCAUAUUGCACUGAUUGGUGCCGAACUGUGCGAGAAUAAGGAGCGGCUGGUACAUGAUACAAGACACUGGAACUAUUAUCUCGGAAAACUGGAGCGAAAGGAUUUCUUUUUUUUAACACGCCAAAACGGGAAUCCAAUGAAAACAAUAGAAAUGUGCAUUAACUCACUGAAAUCCGACAUACUACCGCUGUUCAGAAUGCUGACUAUAUUGCCUGAUGGAGCGAAAGUGUCUGCUAAAGUCCUGAGCAAACUAUGGAACAAGGAUGUAGGCCGGGUGGAAUCGAUCAUGAAACAUUUACGAAGCAAGUCACUCAUCAUUGAGUUCUAUGACCAAGAGCAAAGAAACUAUAUUUACGAGAUACACGACCUUAUUAUGAACUACUUAAGGAGCAGUUCUAAUGAAGAGGACAUCAAAAAAAUACAUGGAGACUUCCUGAAGAGUUACAACUAUGAUAUGAAUACUGCUCCAGUUGAAAUCGAGGAUGAUGGUUAUAUAGCGUUCUAUAUUGGUUAUCAUUUGUUGAAUACACAGAAUUUGAACAAUAGAUGGGGUUUGUUCAAUAAAUUGUUUUUGAAUCUCAAGUUUUUGGGCAAUAAAGUUCGUCUGACUGGACCUGCGGAUGUUAUUUUGGAUUUGCAAAAAUAUGAGAACUACAUUGUCGAAGAGGAGCUAGACAAGGAUUUGGUGUACAGUAUAAAGGGGUUUCUGAGCACGCAUGGAACGGACCUCUAUCGCUACCCCUGUACCGACUUGGUACAGAGUGUGUUGCAACACGAAAGUCGCGGCAUCUUGUAUACGCACGCUGCAUCCAUAGCGGCCCAGCGGACAACACUCAACGAGCUCUACUUUGACUUUCUGCACGAACAAAAUGUAGAGGAAAUAAAACACUCAACGAUCGAUGCGAAGGAUGUCAUAACCACCGUAUGUUUCCUGGGGAAUUACGUGGUUGUCGGGACUGUUACCGGAGCUCUCAAGUUUUUCCACAUAACAACAAAUAAAUUAAAAAAGGAGUUGAAGUGUAGCGACUCAUCUGUUAAAUGGGUGGGUGCGAGUCCAGUGAACCCCAGUCGAGUCGCCUCGCUGUCCUACGACGGCGUGAUAAAGUUGUGUUACAUCGACGACCUAGAACAAGAGGAGAAUGAAGAAAUUAUUGAAGAAGAACCGGAAGAAUCUAUUACAAACUUUGCGAUAAACGUUACCAUCCAACCGAAGCUAGGUCCUUUUAUAAAUUGCCGUUGGGCCAACAAGGACGAGAUAAUCAUCACUCACACAUCGAAGAUGAUAAUUCUGUACACACCCAGCGGUAAAGUGCUGCAGGUCAUAGACAACUUGUACAGAGAACGGGACAUUAUGUGCUGCGUGCCAUGCAAUAAAGACAUGCAUGUGAUAGUUGCUACGGCUAACUCGACUCACAGUUUGGAUAUCAUCGAUUUGAAAACUAAGGAGAGACAUAGCGUUGAGGAGACUGAUACUGUUUUAGAUAUAGUGACUAUACCAAAUACCAGCAAAAUAAUAACUCUUAAAGAGAAGGAGAUAACUGAAUUCGAUUGCAAACUGAGCGGCUACCUGCGACAGAUAUGCACGAACUGCAAACAUCGCAUGAUACUGAGCAGUGCCAAUAUCAAGGACUCUGUCUGUUUCCUCUCUGUAGCUGUCAACAAGAAAGGCACACUGCUGUUUGUGUCUACGGACGACAGCAGAAUAAUAUGUGUGGAUAUUAAAACAACAUCAUACCUGUUUGAUUUGGAGAAUAAGAGAGGAAACGUGGUGACAAUGGCGGUGAGUGAGAUACUCACGUGGGAUGACUUCGAACCGGGGCCCGACGUACUGCUGUCAGGCACGGGAAACAUAGAGAACUCGGUCAAGGUGUGGUUCCUGGACGCUUCCUAUGUCUCACAGAAUACACUUAAAAACGGAAAAGCUCGUUUGACAACGAAAUUCGACGCAAGUUUCAUCCACACCGCAACCCCCAAUACGCCGAUAUCGAACAACACUUCACAUAGCACCAACAAUACACCGAAACGUCAUCAGUCAUUCGUUAACUCUAAAGACGUCGUGAAGAAAGUUGUCAAGUCUACGAUGAGCUUGGACAGACAUUCGCUGAAGCCGCUCAACUUAAAGGGCAUCUGUAAUGGACUCAUGGAUAAUGUGGCGCAACCUUUACUAGCAGUUGUGGAUGACAAGAAUAAUAUACAGGUGAUGCGUGGAAAAAAACUACUAACAGAAAUCUCAACAGAUGUGGACGAACAAAUAACAGCUAUAAAGAUAUCGCCGUGCAACCAACAUAUCGUAUUCGGUCUGUACUCGGGCGUUGUGAGGAAGUACUCCAUGUGCACCAAGGAAACCCUGGACAUAAUGGAUGUGUACAGUCCAGUGCAGUACUUGAACUUUGUGAACACCAACCUGUUGAUAGUGGCAGGAAAGAAUAGGUGUCUGAUGGCUUAUAAGAUGGGCGACGAGGGUUGGAAGAGUGAGAUGUUACAGCGGGGCAAUUGUAAUCUGGGUUCGCAGGAGAUACUCAAUGACUUGCAAGGUGUCAAAAAGAAACAUCAAAGUGAUCAACUGUCAAAUUCGAGCAGUGAACUGAGUGUUACAUCACGUUUGUUCUCCAACGGGGACACUCGGGAACGUCUGUGCAGGCCAAGCAACCUGGUUGCCUGCUACUGGGUCCAGGAGAUAGGCCUAGUUGCUAUAGAGACUAAUGCUACUAUCAAGCUGUGGGAUUGCGAGUUGAAACUGUCCAGUGUGUUGAAUGGUCGGCAGACAGACGUGUAUAUAAAGUGUUCUGCGUUCCAGAAGAAUAUUCUAGUCAUUUGUGAUGACCACAACAUGGCCUUUCAGACGUUAGAAUUGAAGAAACGCGGCGGAGUAUCGCUUAGCACGAUACAAGAGAGCAAAUUGAACAACAGGAUCAUAUCGUGCGCGCUGACCAGCGACGGAAACAUACUGGCUAUGGGUCUGGACUCGGGAGAUGUGGCUGUCUGGAAUGUACCGAACAAACGCCAGCUUCGUCUGCUAAAACACCACAAGAGCAAGGUCCAGUGGUGUGGGUUCUCCCCCAGCCCUGAGAAGUUGUUCAGAUCCAGCGCGUCUCCCUCUCACGCAAGUCCUACCCUCGAUGAUGAUGAACAGGCCCCAUUGGUACUGGUCACUAUGGCUGCGGAAAUAGUGUGGUGGAACAUCACAUAUAUCAUACGAAUGAGACCGAACAGGAGUUAUUGGAGAACUGGAUGGAACGUGGUGACUCCGAUAGCCAGCCCACUGGAGCCCCGCAGCGAAAUCUCCGGCGACCUAAACGUGGACAGCACCAACUUUUUCUUCAGCUCCAGCUUGCUGACGCCGCACUACCAGUGGAAGAGUAACUGGAGGAAAAAGACUUGCAAAGAAGGCUCAAAACGUAAGGAGAUACUUGCCUGUAUAAAACUGUCUGGUAUGUACGCUAAGAAGAUCUGUCACGACGAUCAGUUUUCGUGCUUUGUAACCGUCGACCAUCCAGGGCACGCCCAUAUCAUGUCGCUCAUGAAAACUAACUGUUGAAUUCUAAAUCUAGUUUUAAAUUCGGCCGAGUUCAAACAUAGUCAUCGUAGAGAAGACCAACGGAACUUUUAAGACUGUGCAGUAUUCAAAAUAGAUACCACAAAAACCAGAACAGAACCUUGGACUGCUUCCGUGAUUAUAUAUUAAUUUUUUCUUUAAUUAGAGCCAUUGACAGGAAGCGUAGUUUCAAAGGAAUAGUGGCGAUGAUACCGCUUGACAAAGUAAGGCCCGUGCAUUUUCAUUGCUCCAAUUCGGGCAAUUUUGUCUCUGAACAAAUCCAACAACAACAAACUAAUAUAGCGGUCAUCUUGGUUAACCAAAACCACUUUACUCUGUCAAAGUUCGAGCGUCUCUUUGGAAAAUGUAAAAAUCCUUUAAUGAUAUGUAUUAUUAUUUGAAGAUGGUGGCUAUUUGUCUAGUCCUAAUGAUGCCUAGUAACACCGCGUCCAGAAUUAAACUAUUGUGUUCGCCACUCAUACUUAUAGCUCAUGGUCAAGCCCUGCCGCCUUUACGAACCGCAGUAUCUUCCAGAACCAAUGAUAUAACUAUACUGUUGGACUGCACGAAGUAAUUUUUCUUCAAAAAUACUAUUCUGUUUACAGAUAAUAUAAUUUUAUGAUGAUUGGUGCGGUGAUAUGUGUGAGUGGCACGUGUUAUCAUGAAAAACGCUCAUCUAGAUCCACUGUAAUUAAGGCUGAGAGUGUACUUAUACUUUGAUCAGACUUUACUUACUUAGAACUUAGCUGAGUGUCUUAGCUCAAGCUCAGUAUAACUUCAGCUGUCAAAAGACUAUAAAAACGAAAGAUGAUUGAUUUACGUAAGUAAAGUCUGAGAAAAGGCAUGAAAGGCAUUUAUUUUCUCAAAAUUGAUUCCUUUAUAAUUCUUUUUGAUGUAAUUUCUAAUAACGACUAGAUACUACUACCGCUUCGGAAACAAAUUGCUUAGUACGCUCUAUAGAUCUCAACCUGAGUUUAUUCGGGUUAUCAAGAAUGACCCUUUUUUUCAGGGUUCUUGAUAAUUCUAAUUUUCUAAAAAUUCUUCUAUUAAACUCUUCCAGCUUAUUAUUGAUAUUGAAUGAUGGCAAAAAUAUUGAAUUAUAACAAAUCAUUGUUUCGUUUUUUGCUAUGUGUCAACUUAUAGAGUUUGACAACAUAUUAUUCACUUUUAGCACACAGUUCAGUCUGCGAAUAUAUGGGAAAGUCUAAUUGGUAUCUGAUUUUGUGUACCGCACAGUAUUAAGAUUAUUUUAGUUUUUACUCUACUGUCUUGUGAUAACUAUGAUUAUCUCUGAGCUCGAAGUAUAGACCAAGAUUAAUAGAUGAAUUUUACAUUUUAUUUUAUCUAGGUACAAGUUGAUCUCGACUAUUCGAUCAAAUGGUAGCAUAAACCGCCUACUAAAUAGCAACUACAGUAGAAUAAGUUUAAAAUAUUAACACUUCCGUGAGACAUUGUUAACUUAUAUAUUCAUACGGCUUUACUCACGAUUUAUCGGUGUGGGUAGAGACUAGUUUCGUUUCCCACACCGAUAAAUCGUGUGUAAAGCCGUGUUAAUAAAUAAAUAAAUAAAAUAAGUUUAAUAAAGUUAUUAAGUCCUUUUUAUACGUAAUCUCAUCAGUUGAUUCGAACAUUAGUCGGUAGUAUUUUAUUUCAUCUAUACACCUCUGUUUUCAGAGGAUAGUUUAAAAAAUGUCUAGUAUACUUUUAUAUUUUAGAACAAUUAUAAUUUUUAAAAGUGAUAAUUAGUAACAACGAGGUAAGGUGCUCAAGGAUGCGGCAUUUAUUUUCUCUCAUAGAUAAUUUUAUUCUAUUAAUAUAUUUUAUUGUGAUAAAUGUCAUAAAUAGUUAUAUUGCUCACUAUUGAAAAAUGAUUAAUAAAAAUGUUAUAAUAAGACAACUCGCACUGCUGUAUUCGAUUACUAGCUUUGUAGUUUCACUUAAAAUUGUGACCAAUAUAAAUAUCUUAGGUAAAAAUGAACUGACAGGAAACGCACAAAAUAAUUACAUAAAAAAAAAAAAAUGUAAAUAAUGUCGUAAAAAUUUAAUAAAUAAGUUAUAAUUGAAACCCACCACAAUUUAAUACUUUAAUAAUUAUGUAUUAGCUUUGUAAAUAAAAAUAUAUACUUACCCGUAAGGAAAUGGUUGAAAUUGUAAGACUUGUCAUACUCUAUAUGAAAUACCACUGCCUGCAACCGUCCCAUUAAAAAAUAUAAUAGGCCAAAUCAAACUGUGCUAUUUUGGUGGAUACUAUUUUCUGUAUCAUAAUAUAUAAUAUAAAAAUAGCCAUUGUUGAGAGUUUAGAAUUGUUGGUAAAAUAAUGGUGCUACGAGUGAUCGAAGUUGUUUAGUUUAAAUGUAUUUUCAUAGGCUAAGCAGGGCAACAUAACAUAUAAUGCUCAAUUAUUGCAUUUUUUCUGUUCCUACUCUUUGUGAACCAAUUACUUUUGACAUUUUAUUUGUAAGUAUAUCUAAAACGUUAUUAUCACAUAACUCAUUGUAACUUUCAUAAAAUAUAAUAAUAUUCGGUAAAAUAAUAAGUAUUAUAAUUAAUUUUCUUUUGUUAGCAAAUAGAUAGUGUCAUUUUAUCAAUAUGCAAUAAUUAAUAGUGUUAUAUUUUUGGAUACUUCAUUAUUAUGUGAACUAUUUCUAUACAUUAUUUUAUAAAUAAAACAUUUUAUUAAUAUA